Messenger RNA from Uloborus diversus, 5074 nucleotides. RefSeq names its product formin-J-like. The record is from RefSeq and is a predicted model, not a curated record. The coding region runs from base 1 to 4989 and encodes 1662 amino acids. The transcript has 14 exons. Lineage: Eukaryota; Metazoa; Arthropoda; Arachnida; Araneae; Uloboridae.
AUGGCUUUCAGUCCAGAGCUAUUGGCUUCUCUUUCAAGGGCUAUCUCACCACCUCCAAAGUCCUCGGCCCCAACAAUACCUCCUCCUCCUCCUGCUGCUCCUUCAGCACCAGCACCACCUCCACCUCCACCACCACCACUUCCAUCUGGAAGUGUACCUCCCCCACCGCCGCCCCCUCUACCGGGUUUGACAGGGGCUGCUCCGAAUGCGUUUGUCAAACCUCUGCAAGUCACUCAUGACCCGGAAACGGUAACACUUCCUCAACAGUCUACGCCUAAACCAAAAAAUAAGAUGAAAUCUCUUAAUUGGAGCAAAAUUCCAAGCAACAAGAUUGUGGGGAAAAACAACCUGUGGUCCUUAAUAGCAAAAGCUCACGACGGAAGCCCGAAUGACUUGGACUUCGAGACUAUUGAAGGUCUUUUCUGCCAACAAAGCCAACUGGGCAGUGGACCAGCCUCGCCAAAACUUGGUAACAGAGGAGACAGGAGUGGAAGAGACAGCUUAGAACGUAAAAAAAGAGAAUUUUCAGAGAUUAAUCUGCUGGAUGGUAAAAGGAGCCUAAACGUGAAUAUAUUCCUCAAGCAAUUUCGCAGCUCCAACGAAAAAAUAAUUGACAUGUUAAAACGAGGAUCUCAUAACGAAAUGGGUGGAGAAAAACUACGGGGACUGCUCAAAAUUCUUCCAGAAGUCGACGAAAUCGAAUUUCUACGCAACUACACAGGGGAAUUUCACAAGCUUGGUAACGCAGAAAAAUUCUUAAAGCAACUCAUAGAUUUACCAAAUUACAAACUUCGAUGUGAAGGAAUGUUAUUAAAAGAAGAUUUUAACUCCAUUAUGGCUUACUUAGAACCGUCUAUCGAAACUAUACUAUCUGCUGCAGCGGAACUGAAGCACUGCCGAGAACUGCAUGAAGUACUCUAUAUGCUUCUAGUAGCGGGAAAUUUUCUUAAUGCGGGUGGCUAUGCUGGUAAUGCAGCUGGAUUCAAAAUGAUGUCCUUGCUAAAAGUGGCGGAAACAAGAUCUAACAAACCAGGAAUGAGUCUUAUGCAUUAUGUUGCACACGAAGCCGAGAAAAAAUAUCGAAACCUGCUGGAUUUCCCAGAUCUUCUAACCAGUUUGGAAGAUGCAUCAAAGCUAUCUAUUGAAAAUUUGAAAGCAGAAACAAUUAAUCUCAGUCAAAAAGUGUCAAAAAUUUCACAACAGGUCUCUACAUCCGAAGAUGAUAUCAAAGAACAAAUGGAAGAAUUUUUGACGUUUGCUGUAAGAGAAACGAACACAGUUCAAAAGGAUAUCGACAGUCUGGACAAAAUCCGGGAAGACCUUGCCGAGUUUCUUUGUGAAGAUCUGCAGUCUUUCAAAUUAGAGGAAUGUUUCAAGAUAUUUCAUAGCUUCUGUCAAAAGUUUAAAGCAGCAAUUGAGGAAAACAAAAGACGACGUCAACAAGAGAAAAGAGCUGCUGAAUUGAAAAGACAGCGAGAAGAACAAUUGUUACUGAAAAAGAAAAACUCUUCAGGUAACAUAUCAGAAAAUCGGCCAUCUUCAUAUUCCGGCAGCGAGAGCGAUAACAUUUUAGACAUGCUGCUUGAAGAUGGUCGUGGCCUGAACCGUUUCUGUGACAGUGGCAGUUUCAAAUCCACUCGCAGUUCAAGCAAAGUGAAAGCUUCCUCUCAGGAUCACCCAACGGAACUUCUUCGACUGAACAGCCUCACAUCCAGUGUCCCAUCUGAAGAAGAUGCAUCUCCCAGAGUCACUCGAAGAAUUGGAUCUUCAAAUUCGGCAAUAAAUGGCUUCUCUGGAGAUUUGGAUACGAUGGACUCUCCUGACGUCACACCAAACGGCACAUUGAGACGACGUAGAAGUAGGCUAAGCUCGGAAGAUCGUGAAUCCAGCUUGAUGGACUUUUUGAAACAGUCUGCAGAAGCAGAUCCAAAAUUGGACAAAACGCAACUGAUGGACACUAGUUCGUUAGACAGAUCCCAUUUGAGGCGGUCAUCCCGCAGGAGAAGACCUGAAAUAUUGUCUGCAGAGCUUAAUGAGAGGGAACGUCCAGCCUCACCUGGUAAUUCCCCGCUUUUUGAAAGAAAAGCGAUAGGCUUAGAGUCAUCUCAUGCCAUUAAGCCAAAACAAUGGCGUGUCAAAAUAGAAGAAUGGCUACAAGAAAAUGAAAAAGAGCAAGAACGAGAAAAGAGGCUGCGCGAAAAGAUAGCAAUGGAAAAAUCAAAACGCCAAGAACAAGAAGUUCGGGGAAGAAUAACUUCGACGUGGAAUAAAACGGACGAUUGCCAAAGCCCGAUCGAAAACUUCCGAACGCCUCAUGAAAACAAAACCGAUUCUGAGUUGUAUUCUUAUAACAAAUCAGCUUUGGUAACCGAAAAAUCACCUGAAGUAACGGAGGGGCGACUAAAAGAUAAGUCUAAGUGGCGCAAAAGCAAUCUAAAUGUAGCUAACAGCAGUGAAUCAGUCGAUGAUGAGCGGAGACGCAGUAGAAGCAGAAAAAACUUAUCAGAACCAGAAACAACAGACACAAUUAGUUUUUACAUCAGAGGUCCAGACGUCACUCAGAACGAGCAACCCGAUUCAAGAGACCUGAAAGAUUCAAUUACUUUGCAUGAAAGUGGAAUAAAUCAGCGCAAAGGAGAUGAGUUGUUUCAAGCUUCACUGCUAACAAAAGAUCCAAUCGAACAACCUACUAUAAAUACAAUCACUAAAAUCAAUGAAAAACCAGAGAGACUCAAUGGAAAUGAGUCGCAAAAGGAAAAAGUAACAGCAUUGAAUGAUAAUAAGACAAACUUCCGGAGUAAAAUAAGAGAGGAAAUCGAAAUUGAAAAGUGUCCUCAACAGACUAAUGAUGAUGUACUCUUACAUAAAGGGCAAAUCAUAAUACCCAGCAAUUUAAAUGAUUCGGUUCCUUUGAAGUCAGAAAGCAAACAAUUCACCAAUACAAAUGCUGAUAGGAAUAAGACUGAGACUGAAGAAAGAAACUCUUCAUCGGACAAAGAGGACGAGAGUAAUUUCGAUAGAUUUUCUGCUGUAAGAAAAACUACGAGGAGGACGAAACCUCGACAUAAAGCAUCUGACAUGGAGAAAAAGAAAGCAGAUGAAAAUCAAGAUGGCAUAGUCAAAAUGGCUAAAACAAUAAGGCAAGACAAUAGCUCCCAAUCCAUGACAACCGAAAAUGUUGCGGAAGCUAAAACCACUUUUAUUUCAGAAAAAAUGGAAAAUGAAAAUGAAACUGGGAAAAACGAAAGCGCAAAAUCCAAAAACGCAAAAGAAAACGAUAUCAUUAAGCUAUUGAAUGAUCCUAAAGAAAAUGCGAAAGUAUCUGAAGCUUUAACAGAUACCAAGAAAAGGGAAAAGAAUUCCACAUCUUUGAAAGCACGACUAUCAAAGAAACUUCUUCAUUUAUCAGAAAACUUAAAAGCAGUAAAUAAAUCCUCAAACACAGAUAUCAAUAAAGUUAAUAACAAAUCAAAUCUGACCGAAGAGGAAACGGGAAAAAGUAAUAUCGUCUGUGAAUCCCCUUGUCCACGAAUUGAAAAUGUAUUAUCAAUGAGAAGGAAAAGCUUGAGAGCAGAAAAAUCAAACCCAGUUACGGAAGAUAAAUCCCGAUUAUUAGGAUAUCAAAGGCAAGAUUCAAAAGGAAAUCAAACGUCCUUGACUGCUGAAUGCAAUCCAGUUAUGAUCACUCCUAAAUUCUUGAAGGAGAAUUUUGUAGCGAAUCCAAACCAAAUAAAAAUUGUUCAUGCUGCACCGGUAAGCUAUAAUGUUAAAAACUUUGAAUCUUAUCCACUUCCGAUAAAAAGCAGAACAGAAUCCGAAAAGGAUGAAGGGUUUGAAGAAACGCAAUCGCAACAAUCAGAGGCGGCAUCGCAAGAAGCUGGUUCCAGUUAUGACACUGACAUAGCGGAAUCUCCGAAAAGCUUCAGGCAAAAAAAAGAGAGUAACAAUGAAAAAGCAGACGAUCAAAACUUGCAGAAUCCUACCGAUUCAACCAAAGUGCAUAGCAAAAGCUCAAAAAAUAAUUGUAGCGAUAAAACUUUCAAGGACACUAAAAAAAUGACGUUACUUAGACCAAACUCAUUAAACGAAAAAUAUACAGCUCCUCAUCCCAAUAAAACGCAUGACGAUUCAUCUUCUUUCAAGACACCGAAGUCAAAUGUUUCUAGAUCGAAUUCAACGAGGUUGUCGAUGCAGAGAAAUGCAACACCUGUCCUGCAAUCCAAAAAUUCACCAAUCACUAAAACAAUAAAAGACCCAACAUCACAAAAUACCACUAGUAGGUCAAGUUUCAGAAAUGCGCCAAGAAGUAACGAAAUAAACAUUCCACGAUCAAACUCAAAUGACUUACGUGUAAAAGAAUCAAAUCCCAAAGAUAACCGAUCACCCAGAACGUACAACAACAAACUAUUAAAACCAGAAACAAAAAACAGAAAUCUUCGAACACUUAAGCUAGAAAAUUAUGAUGUUACUCAAUCCAUGCCUCCUACGCCUUCGGAUGAAAAUAAAUCUUUUAUGUCAAAUGGUUCUCUACAAAAGAAUCCAGUGAAGGCGAAAUCUAGCUCAUCUGUAUAUAAUCCGAAGCAUCAGAGAAGAAGAUCUAGCGAUAGAUCAUUAAACCAAAGUCUUGGAAGCAACACCCGAAGGGGGAGUGAAAAAUCUCUUUCAUGUCAAUCCAGUGAGAAAAGCUUGAAUCUUUCACGAAAAUCCAGCGAAACGUCGGUCGUCACUGUUAAAAGCGUUAACCCAAGAACUUCUGUACCAUUAGUUAGACGUCGCCGUUCUAAUGCUGCAGCAACCACUGCACUGUCAAAACCAAAAUCUCGACUCAGGAUAAACAAACCCAUCUCAAGUUCCCUCCCAGCUGCAAAAUCAGUAUCAACAGUAAAACCGACUGUUCAAAGAACACUAAGCGACAAAUCUUGCAGCUUUAUGAAAGCAACUUCAGCCUCAUCGGCUAAAUCGAACACUAUCAAAUUCCAUUCAAAAUAGGCCAAGAGAGCAAAAGUUGCUAUAGAUAUAAAAGAUUCUGUAAAUAAAUGUAAGCAUCGGUGAAAUGUGCAUUUUUAAGAUGUUC